Messenger RNA from Closterium sp. Naga37s-1, 867 nucleotides. The record is from the annotation of a GenBank genome assembly. Lineage: Eukaryota; Viridiplantae; Streptophyta; Zygnematophyceae; Desmidiales; Closteriaceae.
AUGGCGUACGGCGACGACGACGAAUACGACCGCGCGGCGGGCGCGGGCGUGCCCAUGGGGUCCUGGACCACGGGGUGCUGCGCGUGCGCGGACGACUGCGCUGGAGCGCUGUGCGCGUGCAUGUGUCCGUGCGUGGUGGUGGGGCGCAUUGCCGAGGUCGUCACCGACGGCUACACCGACGCGUGUGUGGCGGCGUGUCUCUUCUGCUGCAUGCAGCUCUGCUCCAUGGGCGCGCUCGGCUGCUGCUACUCGCACUGUGAGCGCGCUGGGACACUGGGCAUGGGGUGUAUGGGGUGUAUGGGGAAUGGAUGGGGAAUGGAUGGGGACGAGUGGAAUGUGUUCCGAGCGCGCCUGCGCCACAACUACAUGCUGCCAGCGGAGCCGUGUCCCGACUGCUGCAAAUCUCAAACAACUCCUCUCACCUUCCCCUCCCCCUCCCAUCCCCUCCCCGCCCCUCCCCCCAUGUCCCCACCCAUCUCCCCCCUUCCGAGCACGCCAGUGUUCCGAGCGCGCCUGCGCCACAACUACAUGCUGCCAGCGGAGCCGUGCCUUCAUCUCCCCCUCCCCUCUUUCCCCCCGCCCAUCUCCCCCCUCUCCAUGCGCCCUGCAGUGUUCCGCGCGCGCCUGCGCCACAACUACAUGCUGCCAGCGGAGCCGUGCCCCGACUGCUGCGUGCACGCGCUCUGCCUCUGCUGCGCGCUCGCCCAGGAGCACCGCGAGCUGCGCAACCGCGGCUGGGACCCCCGCCUAGGUGCGCGCACACGCAUAGAUGCACGCGCACACAGCGCAGGGCUCACGAGUACGGGGUUGGGACUGGAAGCCACGGGGAUGGCAGUGACUCAGGUGAUGCGCGGGGCUCACGAGUAG